Entamoeba invadens IP1 is the source of this 2544-nucleotide messenger RNA. Its product is annotated as pre-mRNA-splicing factor ATP-dependent RNA helicase PRP16, putative. NCBI's taxonomy places the organism in Eukaryota, Evosea, Mastigamoebida, Endamoebidae. Gene Ontology annotation, biological process: mRNA splicing, via spliceosome. The transcript has a single exon. Gene Ontology annotation, molecular function: ATP binding; RNA binding. The record is from RefSeq and is a predicted model, not a curated record. The coding region runs from base 1 to 2544 and encodes 847 amino acids. Gene Ontology annotation, cellular component: intracellular anatomical structure; spliceosomal complex.
AUGAAGCGCUACGAAUAUGAGGACAAAGGAAAGAAGCGACUUCCUGAGACGUUGACGGAGACCAUCGGCGGGGUAUGGGGCGACACAAAAAUUGUUAGGGUUUCACGAACAACGGAGAAAAGCGACGACUCAGACCCGCUCCUUGAAUUUUAUGACGACGAAAUUAACGACCAGCAGAAACAAGAGGUCGAGCUUGCGUUGAUGCUUAAUCCAAAGAAUAAGGACGCGGGAGAUAGUUGGGCGGAGGGACAAAUGGUUGCGGGAGGUGUCAAAAGAGCAGAGAAGAGUGGAGUUAUAGAGGAAGAAGAGGAAGUCCAAAUUUUGGUCAAAAAGAUUAUCCCACAGUUCAUGGAAGGGAUGCAAGGAAGGUUACAACAAGCUUCUGUUGUUGUACCACUUAAGGACGCGACGUCGGAUAUAGCAAAACUCUCAAAGACAGGCAGCGAGACGUUAAUCAAAUUUCGUGAACGAAAAGAGAAGGAAAAGGGGAGUAAAAAGGUGUUAGAGAGUGACACUGCUUUAUCGAAACUGCACGAGACACAUGGGAAUACCACUUCAAUCCAAACAGACAAAAGUUUGAAAAGUGACUCAAAAACGCAUCAAAAAGACGAGGAAGACCCCUUUGUGGUGCGCGCGAAGAUCAAAAAGGUGCGGGAAGAAUUACCAAUACAUAAGAAGCGGAUGGACAUUAUUAACACGAUUCGUGAGAAUCAAGCCGUUAUUAUAGUUGGUGAGACGGGGUCAGGCAAAACAACACAAAUAGUCCAAUACCUUUAUGAGAGUGGGUUUGGUAAAAAAGGAAUCAUCGGCUGUACACAACCGCGACGAGUCGCUGCAGUGAGUGUGUGUGAGCGUGUGAGUGUUGAAAUGAGUAGUACGGUAGGUUCAUUAGUAGGAUACACCAUUCGGUUUGAGGACAAGACGUCGCCCAAGACGCGAGUGAAGUUUAUGACGGACGGGAUUCUGUUACGGGAAAUAGUGACGGACCCCUUUCUUGAUAAGUACAGUGUUAUUAUCAUGGAUGAAGCCCAUGAAAGAAGUUUGAAUACUGACAUCCUCUUUGGAGUCUUAAAACGAGUUCUUCGUGAGAGAAGUGAUAUCCGUUUAGUCAUAACAUCAGCUACGAUAGAUGAGAACAAACUGUCGAACUUCUUUGGGAGGAUUCCCGUCUUACAUAUUGAAGGGAGGACCUUUCCAGUGAAAGUGAAUUACAUGCGGUCGUCCCCAAGUGAUUAUAUAGAGACUGCGACACGAGAGAUCAUCAGUAUACACACGCAUCAAGGUCCGGGGGAUAUCUUAGUGUUCAUGACUGGACAAGAAGACAUCGAAAUCACAUGUGAGAUAGUAAGAGAGAAGUUACGCGAUCUAGGAAAGAAAGUGGAAAAGCCCUUAGAAGUCAUUCCUAUUUAUAGUCAACUCUCGUCGGAGGCGCAAAAGAAGAUCUUUGAGGAAAGUGAGAACCGGAAAGUGAUUGUUGCGACGAAUAUAGCAGAAACCUCCUUGACGGUCAAUGGAGUCCGCUUUGUCAUCGACUCGGGUCUUGGGAAAUGGAAGGUGUACAACCCGAAGAUCGGGAUGGACUCGCUUCAAGUCUUUCCGGAGAGUAAACAAAAUGCGGAGCAACGGAAGGGCCGAGCGGGACGAACGCAGAGUGGGGUGUGUUAUCGGAUGUUUACUGAGUCGACGUAUAACCGUGAUUUGCUUGACGCGCCGAUACCUGAGAUUCAGCGGACGAAUCUGAGUAACACCAUUUUGUUGUUAAAAGCGAUUGGGAUAGAGAAGGUCAUAGACUUUGAGAUGUUAGACCCCCCGAGUGAAGAGUCAGUGAUGAACUCGAUGUAUGAGUUAUGGGUGUUAGGUGCAUUAAAUGAAAGUGGUGCACUGACGCAAUUGGGGAAGAAGAUGUCUGAGUUUCCAUUAGAACCAGCACUAGGGAAGUUAUUAAUAACAUCAGAAGAGUACAAUUGUAGUGAAGAGGCAUUGACUAUUGCAGCUAUGCUGACAGUACCAAACGUCUUUGUAAGACCUAAAGAAAGAGAAGAAGAGGCGGACGCCGCAAGAGAAAAGUUCUAUCAGCCGGACUCUGAUCAUAUCACGUUGGUCCAUGUCUACAAUCAAUGGAAGAAGCAUGAGGGAGACAAACGAUGGUGUGAAAGUAACUUUGUGAAUAUGAAGGGGAUGAACAAAGCAAAAGACGUGAGGACGCAACUUGCGGAUAUGCUUAGAAAGUGUGGAGGGAAAGAAGUGUCAUGUGGGAGAGAGUUGGAGAAGUUGAGGAAGUGUAUCACAGCGUGCUACUUCUAUAACGCAGCAAAGAUCAAAGGACAAAGUUAUGCAAAUUUAAGAACUGGUGUUAAUUGUGUCUUACACCCUACAUCGGCAUUGUUUAAUAUGGGAGUUAAACCUAACUAUGUGAUUUACCAUGAACUACUUCUCACUUCGAAUUCAUAUAUGAGAUGCGUCACAGCUAUUGAGGGAAAGUGGCUUGCUGAGUUGGGAGAAGUCUUUUUCCAGCAAAUCAAUUUGAAAAAGUCUACAAAAUAA